This is a messenger RNA of Sardina pilchardus (European sardine), 5761 nucleotides long. RefSeq names its product ATP-binding cassette, sub-family A (ABC1), member 3b (gene abca3b). The record is from RefSeq and is a predicted model, not a curated record. Gene Ontology annotation, cellular component: membrane; intracellular membrane-bounded organelle. Gene Ontology annotation, biological process: transmembrane transport; lipid transport. Gene Ontology annotation, molecular function: ATP binding; lipid carrier activity; ABC-type transporter activity. Lineage: Eukaryota; Metazoa; Chordata; Actinopteri; Clupeiformes; Clupeidae.
UGUUCGCACAAUGGAUAAGCUCUGUUCAUCGGAUGCUGCAGUGUCAUCGCUCUAAAGGCGAAAUAACUCAUAAUUUAACAUCUUUGUUAUCUGGAAAGGCUCCAGUAAAUCGACCGCGGUCAAGUGCCCGAACGCGAAGAUAACUCAAUGUUACCGCUAAUAAGACGGACGAUUGUAUCGUUACUGCGUUGAAAAAAGGACAACCUAUGACAUCUGUGGGCCCAUUCCGACUUAUCUGAGGUUGUGUCAAUCAGGUUUGCAUUCUCACCUCAUAGAAUGGCUGUGCUACGGCAGUUUGGAUUACUUCUGUGGAAGAACUACCUACAGCAGAAGCGGCAGAUUCUGGUGACGCUGGUGGAGGUCGCUCUGCCUCUGCUCUUCUCCGCCAUCCUGAUUGUCCUGCGCCAGCGGGUGCCCUUCAAAAACUACCCAAAUGCAACACACUACAACAGCUUCUCGGUGGACUACAUGCCCCUGCAUAUGGAGUUUGCCAACUUCCAGCUGGCCUAUGUCCCUGGCAAUGCCAGCGUGGUGCGCCAGGUGGCUGAAGAUGUGCAGCGCACCCUGGGGGUCAUGGCCAUCGGCUCUGUCCGUGGCUUCGAGACAGAAGAACACUUUGAAGAGUUUGUGAAGACAGAUCCUCACUCAGGGAAAGUUCUGGCUGCGGUGGUGUUUGAGAACACAUUCCUCCAUGAUGAUGACCCUCUUCCAUUAGAGGUGAGUUAUCACCUGCGGUUCCCAUACAGCCCCCGGUUUGCGCCUACCAAGGAGAGGUCGGAGCUGAACCCCAACAAUGACCUGGACUGGCACACGCUCAGCCUCUUCCCCCUCUUCCAGCUACCUGGGCCCCGGGAGCAGCACGACCCCCGGGGGGGCACGCCAGGAUAUUAUCGUGAGGGCUUUCUCACUCUGCAGCAUGCGGUGGACCGGGCUAUCAUGCGCGCGUACAACAAAACGGCGGCGAAGUCGCUGCUGGCUCACACGCGCGUGGUCGUGUCGCGCUUUCCUUACCCGGCCUUCAUCUACGACGUGUUCAUCCUGGUCAUCCAGAACCAGCUGCCCCUGCUGUUGGUGCUCAGCUUCACCUACACCUCCCUCAACAUCAUACGAGCCGUUGUGCAGGAGAAAGAGAGGAAACUCAAGGAGUACAUGCGAAUGAUGGGCCUCAGCAACUGGCUCCAUUGGACUGCCUGGUUCCUCAUGUUCCUCCUCUUCCUCUCCAUCUCCAUCUUCUUUGUCACGGUACUCGUCUGUGUGAAGGUCAGCACCAAAGGAGCUGUGUUGACCUACAGCGACCCAACCCUGGUGUUUGUGUUCCUGCUGGUGUUUGCCGUAGCAACCAUCAACUUUAGCUUCAUGAUCAGCUCUUUCUUCUGCAGAGCUAAUGUUGCAGCUGCAGCAGGUGGUUUUAUUUACUUCCUGAGUUACCUGCCUUACGUGUUCCUGUGGCCACGCUAUGACUUGCUGAGCCACGCCCAAAAAGUCUCCGCCUGCCUGAUCUCAAAUGUUGCCAUGGCGAUGGGAGCUCAGCUCAUCGGCAUGUUCGAAGGCAAAGGCACAGGGGUGCAGUGGAGUAAUCUGUUUGAGCCGGUGAGCGUGGACGAUGACUUCUCGCUGGCGCAGGUGAUGGGCUUGCUGCUGCUGGACGCUGUGCUCUAUGGCAUGUUGGCCUGCUACAUGGAGACCGUCUUCCCUGGGGAGUAUGGGGUCCCCCGGCCCUGGUACUACUUCCUGCUGCCCUCCUACUGGUGCAGCACCCCGCGUGUCGCCCUGCUGAAGGAGAAGGAGGAAGAGGAGGAUGCAGAGAAGGCGCUGAAGGGAGAGUUCAUAGAGGAGGAGCCAGCUGGUCUGGUGUCUGGAGUCAAGAUCAAGCAUCUAGCCAAGAUCUUCAAAGUGGGAAACAAGACAAAGGAAGCAGUGAGAGAUCUGACACUGAACAUGUUUGAGGGCCAGAUCACCGUUCUACUGGGACACAACGGAGCCGGCAAGACCACCACUUUAUCCAUGCUCACAGGUCUGUUUACGCCCACCAGUGGCAGGGCCUACAUUAACGGUUAUGACAUCAGUCAGGACAUGUCUCUUAUUCGCCGCAGUCUGGGCCUCUGUCCACAGCACGAUGUACUGUUUGAUAACCUGACAGUCCGAGAGCAUCUGCUAUUCUAUGCACAGCUGAAAGGGUACCCACAAGAGAAGAUUCCGGACGAAGUGGACCGGAUCCUCCGUGUGCUGAACCUGGAGGACAAACGGGACAGUCGCUCGAAGACUCUCUCUGGGGGCAUGAAGAGGAAGCUGUCCAUCGGCAUCGCGCUCAUCGGAGACUCUAAGGUGGUGAUGCUGGACGAGCCCACCUCCGGCAUGGACCCGUGCGCUCGGCGGGCCACCUGGGACCUGCUGCAGGGGGAGAAGCGCGGCCGCACCAUCCUGCUGACCACGCACUUCAUGGACGAGGCCGACCUGCUGGCCGACCGCAUCGCCAUCAUGGCCGCCGGAGAGCUGCAGUGCUGCGGCUCGCCGCUCUUCCUCAAGAACAAAUAUGGUGCUGGCUACCACAUGGUGAUAGUAAAAGAUGCCUUAUGUAAUGUGUCUGAGAUUACUCGACUCGUCCAUCUGUACGUGCCCAACGCCACUCUGGAGAGCAGCGCUGGAGCAGAGCUCUCCUACAUAUUGCCCAAAGAGAGCAGCAGCCGUUUUGAGCUUCUGUUUGCUGAGCUCGAAAUGAACCGAGAAGAGCUGGGCAUUGCCAGUUACGGAGCCUCUGUCACUACAAUGGAGGAAGUGUUUCUGAGAGUUGGGAAGCUGGUGGACUCCAGCCUGGACAUCCAGGCCAUCCAGCUGCCGGCCCUGCAGUACCAGCACGAGCGGCGCUCACACGACUGGACCAUGGACGACACCAGCAGCAUCAGUGGACUGACCGACGUCACCGAUUUUACAGACAGUGGCACACUAAUCUCGGAGGACUGCUCCAACAUUAAGCUCAAUACUGGGGAGCCAGACGGGCUUCGCCAUCGCCAUCAACCUGAUGUACGGCAUGGCCUCUCUGUCCAGCACCUUUGCACUCCUGCUGGUGACGGAGCGCGCGCUCAAGUGCAAGCACGUGCAGCAGGUCAGCGGCGUCUACCUGUCCAACUACUGGUUCUCCGCCCUGCUCUGGGACCUCAUCAACUUCCUGAUGCCCUGCCUGCUCAUGCUGGUGGUGUUCAGGGUGUUUGCGGUCAAGGCCUUUGUGGAGCACAACCACCUGGUGGACGUGCUGCUGGUGCUGCUGCUGUUCGGCUGGGCGGUGGUGCCGCUCAUGUACCUGCUCAGCUUCCUGUUCUCCACUGCGGCCACCGCCUACACCCGCCUCACCAUCUUCAACAUCAUCAGCGGCACGGCCACCUUCCUGGCCGUCACCAUCAUGACCAUUCCAGAGCUAAAACUACAGGACCUGUCUCACAUCCUGGACAAGGUCUUCCUGCUCUUCCCCAACUACUGUCUGGGCAUGUCCUUCAGCCAGUUCUACCAAAACUACGAGCUCAUUACCUUCUGCACCUCCAACCCUGUGGCAGGGGCCAUCUGCAAAGUAUACAACUUCACCUACCAGGAGAACUACUUCUCAAUGACGGCCCCGGGCAUCGGGCGCUUCCUUGUCGCCAUGGCGCUGCAGGGUCUGGUCUUCAUCGUGCUCCUCUUCCUUGUGGAGCUGCAGUGCGUGCGCACGCUGAGACGCGUGUUGAGCUCCCUCUGCAGGAGGCACAGGAAGGGGCUCUUACUGUCUGGAGCAGCAGCAUUGCAACCUGAGGACAGGGAUGUGGCUGAAGAGAGGAAGAGAGUUCUGGAGUGCCAGCCUGUGGUGGAGUCCAUGGUUGGGAGCCCUCUGAUCCUGCAGGAGCUCACCAAGGUGUACACAGGGGGGCCGACUCUGCUGGCGGUGGACCGUCUCUCCCUGGCCGUGGGCAAGGGCGAGUGCUUCGGCCUGCUGGGCUUCAACGGAGCGGGGAAGACCACUACCUUCAAGAUGCUCACCGGAGACGAGACCGUGACCUCAGGUGACGCCUACAUCGAUGGCUACAGCGUCCUGAGGGACAUCAAGAAGGUUCAGCAGCGAAUUGGAUACUGCCCUCAGUUCGAUGCCGUGCUGGAUCACAUGACCGGCCGUGAAACCCUGAGCAUGUACGCGAGGCUGAGGGGAGUGCCAGAGAAGUACGCCUCGGCCUGCGUAGAGAACGUGCUCCGCUCCCUUCUGCUGGAGCCCCACGCUGACAAGCUGGUCCGCAGCUACAGUGGGGGCAACAAGCGGAAACUGAGUGCUGGGAUGGCUCUGAUUGGUGGCCCACCAGUCAUCUUUCUGGACGAGCCAUCAACGGGCAUGGAUCCUGUUGCCAGGCGACUGUUGUGGGAUGCUGUCACCCGUACUCGCGAGUCUGGCAAAGCUGUCAUCAUCACUUCACACAGCAUGGAGGAGUGUGAGGCACUGUGCACCCGUCUGGCCGUGAUGGUGAACGGCCAGCUGAAGUGUCUGGGCAGUCCGCAGCACCUGAAGAGCAAGUUCGGCAGCGGCUACACCCUCCUGGCCAAGGUGCGGCUGGAGAGCGAGGUGGAGGAGACACAGCUGCAGCUCUUCAAAGAGUUCAUCGAGUCCACAUUCCCAGGGAGCCUAUUGAAGGAUGAACACCAGGGCAUGGUGCACUACCACUUGACUGACAAAAGCUUGACAUGGGCUCAGGUCUUUGGGACCCUUGAGGCAGCCAAAGAGAAGUAUGGCAUCGAAGACUACUGUGUGAGUCAGAUCUCUCUGGAGCAGGUGUUCCUGAGCUUCGCUCAAUUCCAGCACUGUGCCGAGGGGGCUCGCAAGUGAAGGAGAGGGGUGGGCCCCUACUCAGUCUCCCCCCUCGCCACCCCCCACCCAGGCUGCGCACACCGAACGUCCGUCCGUCCGUCCGUCCGUCCAUCCGUGCAGGGCUUGUGCAAGCGGACACUCUCCUCGAGGCUCCACCAGAGGACUGCUCAGGUCUCCAUCACCACACUCUCCAACCAAUACUGGCACAAGCCUCAACCACAGUGCAACUCCGAACGUUGUUAGUAGGCAAAAUGUGGAGUGUCUGCUGUCCUUUGGUGUGUGUGUGUGUGUGCGCGCGUGCGUGUGUGUGUGUGUGUGUGUGCCAGUCAUGUGAUCAUGGGAAGUGUACUGGGGGUGAGCUGAGUGCACACAUGGGUUCGAGUCUUAGAUAUUGCACCUUUUUGUUUUUCUUUUUUGAAAAGACAUGAAAGUACAUUACUACUGGAGAUGAAGUUUAUUCCGCACUCCUUUAAAAUGGUCUGUUGGGCAGAUCAGGUAUCUACAAUUGAUGUGUGUUUUUGUGCAGCCUUUUUGUUGCUGUGUCUGUGUUCGUUACAGCAUUCGCUAAGGCUUUUGUUUUCCUCCACUGUCUGUUGCUGUGGUCUGAAGUGGCGGCAUCUCACUGUAAACGCGUGGGAUCGUGUGAAGUGUAAAUAGUCCGAUCAUUCCUUUAAUAACUCUUCCCUCCAGCCAGAGCCAUUCAGGUCAAGUACAAAUAGGCAUGCUGACAUGGAAACCUUCUUAUGAGAGAAACGCAUGGCAUUAGAAUGAACUGUCCGGAACAAGCCUGUACAAAAGGUUUCACCUUGAGUCUCCCAGGCCUUCGGAGAGACGUUGUAUUGGGACACAUCCUGGGAACAAAAGUACUUGGAGGCCUCAGAAUGUCUUUUUUUAUGGUAUCUGUGCUGCUUACAUGCCGUCCAUUUUGCACUAACAUGCGUU